AUGCUGCUGUGCUGGGCCGCAGCGGUUGCACACACGCUGCUGCUAUUGGCCACUGAAUGCCCUUUGUCCCCUCUGGGCCUUGCCACGGCGCCGCCGUGCCAUGCUUCGCAGCACUUGCUAUCUCCGCAGGUGAAUAUUCAAAAGCUCCAGAAGGCCCUGGUGCUGCGGCAGCACGACCCGUGGUCGCAUGGGUGCUUCCAGACUCACGGGCCGCGCGCAGAAACCCGCGACACACGCGAUGCAACGACAUGCGCUGCUGCUGCUGCUGCUGCUGCUGCUGCUGCUGCUGCUGCUGCUGCUGCUGCUGCUGCUGCUGCUGCUGCUGCUGCUGCUGCUGCUGCUGCUGCUGCUGCUGCUGCUGCUGCUGCUGCUGCUGCUGCUGCUGCUGCUGCUGCUGCUGCUGCUGCUGCUGCUGCUGCUGCUGCUGCUGCUGCUGCUGCUGCUGCUGCUGCUGCUGCUGCUGCUGCUGCUGCUGCUGCUGCUGCUGCUGCUGCUGCUGCUGCUGCUGCUGCUGCUGCUGCUGCUGCUGCUGCUGCUGCUGCUGCUGCUGCUGCUGCUGCUGCUGCUGCUGCUGCUGCUGCUGCUGCUGCUGCUGCUGCUGCUGCUGCUGCUGCUGCUGCUGCUGCUGCUGCUGCUGCUGCUGCUGCUGCUGCUGCUGCUGCUGCUGCUGCUGCUGCUGCUGCUGCUGCUGCUGCUGCUGCUGCUGCUGCUGCUGCUGCUGCUGCUGCUGCUGCUGCUGCUGCUGCUGCUGCUGCUGCUGCUGCUGCUGCUGCUGCUGCUGCUGCUGCUGCUGCUGCUGCUGCUGCUGCUGCUGCUGCUGCUGCUGCUGCUGCUGCUGCUGCUGCUGCUGCUGCUGCUACUGUGCUGUGUGGGGUGGAUAGGAGAUGGGUGGGACUGUGCUGGGCGAGACGAGGUGGCAGAGAGCGAGUGCGCCGUUGGAUCCACGGCCGCACGGUGUGCAAGGACAGGGCUCUAAGGCACCCCGCCGCGCCACCUGCACGUCUCUCGGGACCUCCUCAGCCUGAUACCAAGCGACUGCAGAUGCAGCAGGCGAGCAUCCGUGCGACGUGCGACGACCUGCAUCAGUUGCGACAGCCGGUGACGGCGGACCUGGCGCUGGCGACGCUGUUGGGCGACGACGCGCGAUGGUUCGGAUGGUCGCCGGAGGGUCGCCUGCGAUGCACGCUGUCACAGCACGAGUUCCCAAUCCGCGCUGAACACGUGGCGGGUCUAGUCGCCGUCGCACAGUCGCAAGACGCGUCGCUGCUUGAAUCCCGCUGCGAUUCGUCAGAGCAGUCGCAGCCUCAACAGUCGCAGCCACAGCUGUCGCAGGAGGCGUGGUCGCAGCAGCAGUGGCGAUCCGUGCGACAGCACGUGCGAUCCAAGGCCUUCGCAGCAGCAGCGGCGGUGGCAGAGGCGAUGGAGAGAGCAGCGCCGCACAUCGUGGCGUGCCCGCAUGACAGCACGCAUCUGCAGUGCGCCCUCACAGGCAGCACGCAUCUGCAGUGCGCCCUCACAGGCAGCACCAUCGCUCGCACAGCAGCAGCCAUGCACCGCCACACCGCAGGCCACCGCUUUCAAGCUGCUCUUGGUAUGCCCCCACCCACCCACACUCACCUCCUCGUGCUAUCACCCCCCAUGCCACCCACCCCAUGCCACCCCCCCCAUGCCACCGCCCGCCAUGCCACCACCCGCCAUGCCACCGCCGCCAUGCCACCGCCCGCCAUGCCACCACCGCCAUGCCACCACCGCCAUGCCACCACCGCCAUGCCACCACCGCCAUGCCACCACCUCUCAUGGGCAGUCAGAUUGGAGCCCGAGAAGGCUGCUGCACAGCGACUGGAUCAGUGGCAACAAGCCAUAGCAGCGCAGCAGCAGCAGCAGCAGCAGCAGCAGCAGCAGCAGCAGCAGCAGCAGCAGCAGCAGCAGCAGCAGCAGGCUGUAGCAGAACAGGCUGUAGCAUUGCAGCAGCGGUGUCUCCCUGAGGGCACGUGUGCAGUGCUGGCAGCAACCGGGCGAGAUGUAGCGCAUGCACCACUGCAGUCCCAUCAGCCCAUGGCAUCGUUACAAUCACAGCAGCCCAUGGCAUCGUUACAAUCACAGCAGCCCAUGGCAUCGUUACAACCACAGCCGCCCAUGGCGUCGUUACAACCACAGCAGCCCAUGGCGUCGUUACAACCACAGCAGCCCAUGGCAUCGUUACAAGCACAGCAGCCCAUGGCAUCGUUACAACCACAGCAGCCCAUGGCAUCAUUACAACCACGGCAGCCCAUGGCAUCGUUACAAUCACAUGCCAUGCGUUGUCCAAUAGAAGGCAAAGGCGUGCAGCAAGGGCCCCCCACCAUGGACGAGGAUCAACCCAUGAGUGACGACGCCGAUGCAUCACCGUAA
Molecule: messenger RNA, 2391 nt
Organism: Closterium sp. NIES-65
Lineage: Eukaryota; Viridiplantae; Streptophyta; Zygnematophyceae; Desmidiales; Closteriaceae
Source: the annotation of a GenBank genome assembly